GUUGAAAGAAAGGCCCGCCGCAAGCGCAGACGAGAAAGCAGAAGAGCAUCUCCCACGCUGUUGCGGAGCAGCAUUGACGUUGCCGAGAGGAGACUUCUCGAGACGUCGCUAGCGGGUUUUUCCCGAUCACGAAAUCCUUCUUCAAAUGAGAUAGUUUCGCUUGGCACACACUUCCGGCAGGACUGCGUAGCCGAAAGUGUAGUAGGAGAGUGUCGCGUAGUAGACGAACACAAACUUGAUGCUGCUGAGGAGCUACAUGCAUCAACCAUGAUUUGUGACGACAUGUGGUGCCUUAGUAAAGAUAUGGAGAGUGCGUCAGUCGAUGAGCCGGCUUUGGAUGUUACGGGUAUGACGGAAGAGGUGGAUGAACUCCUGAAGGACGAAGGUUCAGCUUCCGCGACUUUGGUGCAGGAAGACAUUGAUGGAGAGCAGGCGUGUGCAGCCGAACAGCAGGACUCGCGAUGCCAGUGGAGAGACACGGCAGUAUUCACGCCUCUGCUGUCAUCGACAGCCGCGGUUGACCCGGGCACUAGUUUUCUGGUCUCACCGCCGAAUGCAGCCACGCCCGAUGACAACGCGCACGACAAGUUUGUGCAACGUAACGAUGGAAUCGAAAAUGCGCUCGAACAAACCGGUGAAACAGUACUACCAGAAGGGCACGACGAAAAACCAGAGGCAGGGGAGCGCCUGCAUGCCGAGACCCCCAUGAACAUCAAUGACGUGCAACCCUUGACGGAGAAUCCCGAUGUCGGUGAUCAGUGUGAAUCAGCGGAACAGCAACAGGACACCGAAGAAAGAGAUGACCAUAAAGAAAAAGAUUCUCUUCUGCUUUCGUCGACACACUCUAUUCCGGAUGCGGACGCCAUGCCCCUGCCCGUCUGGAGCAGCGCAAAACAAUCACGAAGAACGGUUCAGAGCUCUACGAUGCAGGUUCAGCUGUGGAAUCUGGAAAUGACAGGAGAUGCGUGGACAGAAUUUUCUAGUUUGUAGUAUUCUAAGGUGGAAGGAUGAUUUGAGCCACACGCGUACAUUAAAUGCUGAAGAAUCAAUGCCGGGAAAAUGAAACGCACAGGGACAACAACAUUGAGAUAAUGCGUAAUGACUUCGGCUAAGGUAGAAAGACACUCUCUAACUCGAGUUGAUGAAAGUACACUUUGGUUGUUGUCUUGAUGCAGCUGGGUUUAGCUUUGAUGAAUACUUCAGAAAGUAACCAUGAAUACUUCAUUUGAUUGACGAAUGCUUUAUACUCUACGUACUGAAUAUUUUUGUUCAAAUCCUUUCUUCUUCUUGGUAUAGAAGUUGAUCAAGAAAUUUGUUUAAGAGAAGAUUGUUCUCAUGGUUUGAUCGGUGCGCGACCCUCGCAAGAAUGUUCUAUCCGGUAAUAUUGAUACUGACUUGUAUUGAUCAAAUCUACAGUGAAGGAUCGUGAAGGAUCUACUUGAUGCUUUGCCUGGUGCGGAAAAGAUGAAUCGGAAUCAAAAUUGUGCCUGCGAAGAAUUUACGAUAAAGUGCCGC
Amoebophrya sp. A25 is the source of this 1515-nucleotide messenger RNA. The record is from the annotation of a GenBank genome assembly. NCBI's taxonomy places the organism in Eukaryota, Dinophyceae, Syndiniales, Amoebophryaceae.